Gamsiella multidivaricata is the source of this 1325-nucleotide messenger RNA. Its product is annotated as zinc-finger of the MIZ type in Nse subunit-domain-containing protein. The transcript has 3 exons. NCBI's taxonomy places the organism in Eukaryota, Fungi, Mortierellomycota, Mortierellomycetes, Mortierellales, Mortierellaceae. Gene Ontology annotation, cellular component: nucleus; Smc5-Smc6 complex. Gene Ontology annotation, biological process: double-strand break repair via homologous recombination; protein sumoylation. Gene Ontology annotation, molecular function: SUMO ligase activity; zinc ion binding. The record is from RefSeq and is a predicted model, not a curated record. Bases 101 to 1210 code for a protein of 369 amino acids.
UUAUUUCAUGGUCCUGGCGUCCUGGUUUGAAGCAAUGGCAAUGGUUUGAUCGCCACCAUCUUUGGUGUUGCAGCACACGCAUUCGCCCACAUCAGUCGCCAUGACCGCAGGAUCAGGAGCCCCGUCGACAUCCAGCGCCUCAUCCUCGACGCACCGGAAACAGACUGCUAGACGCACUGGCGGGAUGCCCCAGAAUCCCAGGUACACCUCACAGGCCUCCCAGCCAGCAGCGACGGCAUCAGCAUCGACAUCCUCCUAUGCUUCUUUGUCUUCGUCGUCUACAGCCGCUGGCGGUGUUGACCAAGGGCCUCAAAUAACUUAUCCUCGGACACUUGUCUCCAGUUUGAGACCUACCAUUGGAGCCUAUACGCCCCACCUGGACACUAUCAAAAAGGGUCUGCAGUACAUCACGGAUUCAACGACAGAAUACGAAGAGUUCUUUGGCAGUCCGUCAGCGAAGGGUGCAGGAAACAAGGAUGCGCCCUCCGCAAAUCCCACGAAACCAACCUCUCGGUCGAAAGCGGCUCUGGCAGCUCAUGCAGAAAGGGAAGCGUUCAGUCAGGACCCACAUAUUCACAUGAUGGAGAAUGCACUGCAACUCAUUGUCGAUAUGCAGCGACAGAACGAGGUGGAGAAGCAGGCUUUGGACAAUUUGGCGUCGAUGGUCAGCAUGGGCGCACAAUUGCCUGCGGGAGACUUGUUGGGGUCUUAUGAACAUCUGAUCAAGAACGAGACCAAGCACCAGCAGGCGAGGCUGAAACAGGAAUUGAAGAUUAGACCGACGCCCGGAGGGGUCGAUCGCGAGUUGUUGGAGCUAAGGACAAGGGUGUGGGAGAUACAUCACGGCAAUGAUCCGUUGCCGAGUUCGGGAGCGACGGCUGGAGAUGAGGAUGAGGAUGAGGAUAUGGAGAUCGUGGUGAUGGCGGACACGGGUAUGCAGAGUUUGAAGUGCCCGAUUACGACGAACUUUCUGGAGGAUCCGGUGACGAGCUCGGUGUGUAAGCAUAGUUUCUCGAAGGCGGCGAUCCUGGACUUGAUUCGAUCGCGCGGUCGAGGGCAGACGCCAUGUCCUGUCCAUGGUUGUAGUCGCCCAGUUACUGCAGAGAUGCUGCAACCAAACAAGCCAUUGGCAAGGAAGGUGGCUCGACAGAUUGCGAUUCAGGAGGAGCUCUCUCAGCGGGAAGACGAGGAGUAUACAACGCUGGAUUGAAGCAAUUGCACAAUAGAGAGCGUAUGGCAGGCAGGCUUCUAAUAGUGAAAAUAAUGAUAAUAGUAAUAAAAAAAAAUUCAUAAAUGGCAGAUUCAAAUAUCGCGCCGAAGAAGAG